Protopterus annectens (West African lungfish) is the source of this 2877-nucleotide messenger RNA. Its product is annotated as wiskott-Aldrich syndrome protein family member 3-like. Gene Ontology annotation, biological process: positive regulation of Arp2/3 complex-mediated actin nucleation; actin cytoskeleton organization. Gene Ontology annotation, molecular function: Arp2/3 complex binding; actin binding; protein kinase A regulatory subunit binding. The record is from RefSeq and is a predicted model, not a curated record. Lineage: Eukaryota; Metazoa; Chordata; Ceratodontiformes; Protopteridae. Gene Ontology annotation, cellular component: cytoskeleton. The transcript has 10 exons. The coding region runs from base 429 to 1943 and encodes 504 amino acids.
GCACACUAUACUAUAACUGCGUGCAUGCCAGCCUACGAGUGGGCGGUUUAAUGUAUUUAUGUGUUUGGGGGAGCAGGGUGGUGGUCCCUUUACGAGCUAAAGCCCGCAUGCGCUUUGCUCACACUGCAGAGUGAAACGGUUAGGCUAACCUCCAGGCAAACACAUGCAGCAACGGCAGUAGCAGCACCGCCACACGCAUCUACUCGAUCUGCCCCUCCGCUGCCCACUGGCACCAUGAAGAGUACAUCGACCUAGCAGGGCUUGCUUUGAGCCGUUUCAUUUUUCAUCAGCUUCGACCGCAGCAGAUGUUAAAUUCAGUGGGAAUACGUUUACUGCUGUUCUGAUUCAAGAUCAUGAAGAUGAACAUUUACCUUUUCAAUCUGACGAUGUAAAAGGAAGCUGUGAACCUUAGAGAGCUGUUAUAAAAGAUGCCUUUAGUAAAGAGGAACAUUGAGCCUCGUCACCUGUGCCGGGGAGCAUUACCCAAUGGAGUGACCAGUGAGUUAGAAUGUGUAACGAACAGCACACUCGCUGCCAUCAUCAAACAACUUGGCAGCCUUAGCAGACAUGCAGAAGAUGUGUUUGGUGAACUCUUUAAUGAAGCAAAUUGCUUCUAUAUGCGAAUGAAUUCACUGCAGGAGAGGGUGGAUCUACUUGCUAUCAAAGUCACUCAGCUCGACUCAACAGUGGAGGAAGUAUCACUUCAAGACAUCAACAUGAGAAAGGCUUUUAAGAGUUCGACAGUCCAGAACCAACAAGUGGUGUCACGCAACUCAAUUUCCAACCCGGUGAUGGAGAUUUACCACCGGUGUGAUAAGCCACCUCCUCUAAAUAUCCUCUCUCCGUACAGGGAUGACAAGAAAGAUGGUCUCAAAUUUUAUACAGAUCCUUCUUAUUUCUUUAAUUUAUGGAAAGAAAAAAUGCUACAAGCCACAGAGGACAAGAGAAAGGAAAAACGCAGGCAGAAGGAGCUGAGGUUGGUGGAGGAUAACACACGGGAGGUUAAGAAAGUGCGAAAGGCCAGAAACCGACGUCAUGAGUGGAACAUGAUGGCCUAUGAUAAAGAAUUCCGCCCGGAUAAUAGGUUUUCUACAUCUCCAUACCAUGGUGCAUCUUCAGAGGGGUCACUAUCUCCAGACACCAGGUCAUAUGUGUCUGAUGCUGGAGAACAGUCAUAUCCCGCCAGCCCCAGUCACCUUGCACAACAUGCAGCUGCCCUGGCAGCACUGUUACCAAUAGAGGGAAAAGAAAUCAUGGCUUUAGCUAACCAAAUGCAGGAACGUGGCUACAGAGCAUCGGCACCAGGAAGCCGUCAGAAUUCUCUUACCAGGGUACAGCAGCAACAUGUACCUCAACUGUCAGACAACAUGCUUAACGGCCCGAGACCACAGAUGAUCAAGGACUACAGUGCUCAACAGAUGAUCGAGUAUUUUGUGCCUCCUCCCCCACCACCACCACCUCCACUGAUUCCUUCUGCUCAGACUGCAUUUGACAGCCCUGCUUCAGUGCCUCCUUCUUUGGCACCCAGCACAGUUACAGCUGUCACCCGCACAUAUACACCUUCUCCCCCUCUGCCUGCUCCUCCAUGCACAUAUUCCCCACCACCUCUUGCUCCUGCAGGGCCUCCUGUUGCCCCCCCACCUCCACCUCCUGGUCCUCCUGCACUCACCACCUCCCCAGCUCAUACAAUCUCUCCACCUUCUAUCAACGAACCCAGAAAACCACAGAUACCCUUGAUGCCAAUGAGUGAUGCAAGAAGUGAUCUACUUGCUGCAAUUCGCCGUGGCAUUCAGCUCAGGAAGGUCCAGGAACAGCGAGAACAAGAGGCUAAAAAGGAACCUGUGGGCAAUGAUGUGGCCACUAUCUUGUCCCGAAGAAUUGCAGUGGAGUAUAGCGAAUCAGAUGAUGACUCAGAACUGGAUGAGAAUGAAUGGUCUGAUUGAGUGCAACGGAGCAUUGCAUUUGCAUAUUAUUGCUUGUACUUAAUCUUUUGUCUGCCAUGAGCAUGCACAGUCAAGCUCCUUUAAUAUGUCUGCACAUACGCACACUCAUGCAUACAUCCAUGUCCCAGGCAGCUGCGACAGCAUUAGGUCACUUACUCACACAAAACAGUCCAUUCUUACAGGCUGUGCGCUGUGUUUAGAAAUUAAACUGAAGGCGCAGCAUUCUUUGUUGAUUUACAUGAUGCAUUUUUGUUGUUUAUAAAUAUCUAUGCAGUAUAUAGCAGGUUGUACUUUUACGCCAUUUUUAGUGAUAAGUGAUAGAUUCUCAGGUGCCCAGGAGAGAGGCAGUGAUAACCCAUAGAGGGCAUAUCUGUGCAUCCUUGUCAUGGAGAAGCACAUUGUUUUACUGCUGCCCUAAGUGACACCAGAGCAUCUGGCUUCCGGGAAACUUUUACCUCACUCAGGAAGGUGACGAGAUGUGUGUAAGAACAGAGGGAGUGGAACUACUGGAUUAAUUCAUUUGCACAUGAGCCCUCCAGUCCGAUCAAUGACAGUUAGUGUCAUCAUAGAUUAGUAAAUCUGCUGGGAUACUGCCUCCCCCAUACUAAGCAAAGCAACAGAACACAAUAGUAUUUCCUAGGAGAGUGAUUUGCUUGGGGGACUAUAUCUAACAUUUAUUAAUAAAACACAGAUACUAAAUGGGGGUCUACGUUUGUUCCUUUACAAGUUUUUGCUUAUGUUGUGCAGUUUUGUUUCGCUGCUUUUCUUUCUUGCCAGAAGCCCUGCUUUAUUUGAAAAUGGAUCUGUCUGUUGCAAGUAACUGGCUAAACACGGAUGUCGCUGAGAAUGUAGUGCUACUCUGAUGACAUAUUCUCUUUACAGGUCAUUUUUAAUGUAACCAAUAAAAUAAAAUAAAAUGUAAUCCAGAUAAAUA